Durotheca rogersii is the source of this 2823-nucleotide messenger RNA. RefSeq lists its product as uncharacterized. Lineage: Eukaryota; Fungi; Ascomycota; Sordariomycetes; Xylariales; Xylariaceae. The transcript has 2 exons. The record is from RefSeq and is a predicted model, not a curated record. Bases 343 to 2529 code for a protein of 728 amino acids.
AUGGCCAGCCAACCACAUCUGGGAUCUCGGUGACGCACCCCAAGUCGUAAAACGGGGGCUUGGUGCCCGGCCUAUCACAGCAGCUAUCAGGCGUGGCGAACGAAUGGGUAGCCUUAGACCUUAGGGCGAGCUUGGACGACUAGGCCUUCGGAUGUCGAUCAGCGUUUUCACGUUCAGUUCUCACGAUCCUCGCGGCCCCAGCUAGCCUGGUGAUCACGUUACGCCGACUUCACGACAAAGUACCUGUCUGCCUGAUUCUUCCAUCUCUUCCUACCGCCCAACUCCUCGUCGGAUCGUGGUAACACUCUGGAGACACGCCGCGGCCGGCCUUAGCAGCUUCGAAUGCGGUCUUCCUCCUCGGGGCGCGUGUCCGUCCCACCCAGGCGGCGGUUACAGAGAGCUCUAACACCGCCCCCCGCCUACACGGAGCACGACGUUGGCCUGUCGACCCAGCUAGUCCCUUAUGUGCAGAACGUCCCGAACGAGCCGGAAGAGGCCCCGCGGCCCGCCGCAUCAGGGAGCACUCGCUGCCAGUCGACCUUCUGCUACAAGACCCCGGCCGCCGGGAGCAACUACUGCCGGAAGCACGAGUGCGGCUCCGAAGGCUGUAUCGGCCGCAAGGGGAAGGGCCGCGGGAAGAAUUACUGCUCGGAGCACGAGUGCCGCUGGCGAGGCUGCGACGAGUGCAAGGCCUACCCCUCAAACUACUGCGUGCGCCACACCUGCCACCUCGACGGCUGCGACGUGCCGAAUAUCGAUGGCGGGUACCAGUACUGUGAGGCCCACACGUGCCGGACCUGGCGAUGCCCCGGCCUCCGCGAGCUGCCAUCGCGGUACUGCGCCAAGCACCGAUGUCGCGCCGCCGGCUGCGACCGGGGCUUCCUUAAGCCGGGCGAGUUUUGCGUCGGCCACAAAUGUGAAGUAGAGCGAUGCCGCGCCGCGAAACAAGAGGGCGGCGGCAGCCUGUGCGCGCGGCACGAGUGCGUGGUCCCUGGCUGCGGCGGCCGGCGGUUUGAGAAGAGCCAGUGCUGCGGGACGCACAAAUGCGCGGCGAAGGGGUGCGUGGAGGGGCAGGUCGAGGGUUCCGGCCACUGCGCGCGACACAAGUGCCGGGUAUGCGAGCGGGCCUGCGUACCAGACAGCGGAUUCUGCCGCCGCCAUAAGUGCCGCGACGCGCGGUGCGCGCAUGCUCGCGAGGCCAACUCGACAUGGUGUGCGCGGCACGUCUGCCAGUGGACGGGGUGCGGAGAGUCGGCGCUGCAACGCAACGGCUUCUGCGGCGACCACACCUGCGCCGUCGAGGACUGCGCCCAGCGCAUCAACCAGGUCGACGACCACGUCGGCGACUACUGCCUCGCCCACACGUGCGCCGAACGAGGCUGCUUCCACCGCACGUCGCGAGCCGCCUACUGCACCGAGCACGAGUGUCAGCGGCGCACCUGUCCCAACCCGCGGUUCUGGAGCGACGAGGGCGACAGCGAGCAGCUCCCCAAGGAACACAAGUGUUGCCGAGACCACACGUGCGUCCUCGAGGCGUGCUACGCGCCGGCCCUCCGCAACAGGGUGUUCUGCGAGGACCACGUCUGCCGGUUCGCAGACGGCUGCAUCUCGCCGCGGGCGCCAAACCUGACGUCCUGCGAGGCCCACCGGUGCCUCGUGGCGCUGUGCCGGGACCCGUGCGUCCCCAACAGCGUGUUCUGCGAGAGCCACGUGUGCGCUCGCCGGGGAGGCUGCACCGAUGGCCCGGUCGAGGGGGGGCGGUUCUGCGCGCGGCACACGUGCGCUCGCCACGGGUGCGUCGAGCGCUGCGGCGACGGCGGGUUCUGCAAGGAGCAUGUCUGCGCCUGGGAGGCGGGCUGCCUGGACGGCCGCGGCGGCCCGGAGCAGCUCUACUGCGACGCCCACACGUGCACGCAGAAAGACUGCCUCGAGAAGUGCAAGGGGUCCCAGGGCCUCUGCCCGGCGCACGCCUGCCGCUGGAGCCACACCUGCGUGGGCGCGCCGUCGGGCUCGGGCGACUACUGCCAGCGCCACACGUGCGCGAAGACGGGAUGCGCCCGCGCGAGCGUGGCCGAGGGCAGCCUGUGCAGCCGCCACACCUGCUCGUGGGACUCGACGAUCUGCCUGCAGCCGCGGUGGAAGCGCAGCAACUACUGCGAGGAACACACGUGCGGCGAGAUGGGCUGCGGGUUCGCCCGGACCUCGGGCGGAUCGUACUGCCUCGACCACUCCUGCCAAGCCUCGCGAUCGUGUACGGGACAGGCCGAACCGGGCAGCGAUUACUGCAUCGAGCACAAGUGCAGUCGGCCGAACUGCCGCCUGAGGAGCGUCGGGGACACUCAGUACUGCAAGAACCACAAGUCGCUGAACCAUACCAUCGCGACGCAUAAUCUGGCCAGCCUCCAAAGUUUUCGGUCGCGGAGCGGCUACCAAUUCAUCGAUCCUCUCGUCGCGUCGUCGCUCGUAGGCGGCGAGACGCCGCGGGAGAAGAAUCCGCGAUAUUCGACGAGGCGGCGCGAAUGGGUAUGAGCAUAUGACGGAUACGAGGGUAUGAGACCGGAGCAAAACUUCAUGAGAAAAUGGAGAAUGUAGGCAUAUUGACUGGGAUUUACAAGGUUUGGGUAGGGCAUGGGCAUGGUUGAUGUUUGAUGAUAUCCCCCGCCACAGUAUUUACCCACGGGCAUCUUUUUAGGAAGCGAAGUCUGGUAAAAAAAAAAUUUGUACCUUGAAAAUAUUAUUUCCACCCCUCCUCGCCCUCGGAACCCGCGGACCUAGCUCAGCACAACGCCCAUCUCCGGCCUGGCUAGUACAGCGGCGGCAGAC